This is a messenger RNA of Perkinsus marinus ATCC 50983, 356 nucleotides long. RefSeq lists its product as hypothetical. The record is from RefSeq and is a predicted model, not a curated record. The annotation marks the transcript as partial. The transcript has 2 exons. Lineage: Eukaryota; Perkinsozoa; Perkinsida; Perkinsidae.
AUGGCUAUGGUCGACAGAUCUGUGCUACCUAUUCCACUAAAAUGGGAAGGCCUUUCCCAAAGCCAGGCCAACCUACUUCUCGACUUUGUUAGGGAGGUUGUGAUCCUCCCGGAUACUCCGGUAGUCUCGGUCGAAAAGCAGGAUCGAUGCGACUUCCGGAGUUGUCCUGGGGUGAAUUGCACCUCCUUCGACAAUGUGGAGGAAGUACUGGCGGAAGAAGAACGUGUGGCUGGAAUUCGUGGGAGUAGCAAGGUCACGCGGCUUGCUCAAGUGAAUGAGGAGACGUACUUGCUGAGCAUGUUCCAUCGUUUCCAAGGAACGGCAGAAGUAUACCACGUGACUCGUGCCGGACUCCU